Messenger RNA from Leptopilina boulardi, 7008 nucleotides. RefSeq lists its product as uncharacterized. Lineage: Eukaryota; Metazoa; Arthropoda; Insecta; Hymenoptera; Figitidae. The coding region runs from base 1075 to 4698 and encodes 1207 amino acids. The transcript has 5 exons. The record is from RefSeq and is a predicted model, not a curated record.
UCUGUUUAGGCCUUUAAUCAUUACAUUGAAUUUAUCCUCUUUUUUUUUUAUUGUUUUUUUAAUUCACUGUUUGUUUUUUAUUCACUUAUAAAAAAGGUGGUUGACAUUAAAAAAAAAAUAUGAAUGUGUUGAAAUAGAAAAAAAUAGAUUAAUACAGAUCUAAAAUUUACUUAUUAAAAGUUGAUCGUUUUGAAUUCAAAUUCGCCAUUUUGGUAUAGUUUCAUACGACAGGAAGUGUCGACUUGUGGCGCUACCAGUAAACUUCCACUAAAACCAUUUCUUCCUCAUGUUCCUCAUUGUUCUACUCGUCGCAGAGAGAAGUUUAACGUUUUAUUUGGAAAUCCUCAGUUUCAUCGUCAAUCAUCGUUCUGAUUUGAAGAUACCGUUUUUGCGUUUUGAAAGAAUCAAUUGCAUCGUCACUUACCGGUAUUCUUGGAUAUUCUGCAUUUCACUUGUCAUUUUCUGCUUUCGUGUGAGCAACCGUUUUGAUUGGAAAUCCUCUGUUUCAUCGUCAAUCAUCGUUCUGAUUUGAAAUAAUCAGUUGCAUUGUCAGUUACCAUUUUUGCGUUUUGAAAGAAUCAAUUGCAACGUCACUUACCGGUAUUCUUGGAUAUCCUGCAUUUCACUUGUCAUUUUCUGCUUUCGUGUGAGUUAUAGUGUUGAUUGGAAAUCCUCAGUUUCAUCGUCAAUCAUCGUUCUGAUUUGAAGUAAUCAGUUGCAUUGUCAGUCACCGUUUUUGCGUUUUGAAAGAAUCAAUUGCAUCGUCACUUACCGGUGUUCUUGGAUAUCCUGCAUUUCACUUGUUAUUUUCGGCAUUAGUGUGAGGUCUUGUUGUGUUACGAGUCUAUCAACUUGGAUCAUUAUUGGAGUUUUAAUUGAAUUUGUUGUCAACAAUGCUUUUGCUGAAUGUUGUAAGGAAUCUUUGCUUUGCUGCAUUGGACAAGAUUCUGCGUGUGUCGUGCAAAAAACAUUAUCGAAUGUCAUUAUAGAAACUUUUUUUGAUAAACCGUGUUAUUGUACAUGUAUAUAGUUUUAAGAUAGAUUUUAGUUAAUUGUUUAACAUUUAUUAUUGUAAUGAGUGAUAAGAAAAAAGAAACAAACAAAUCUCCUCCAUCACGUGCAGAUAUUGAAAAUGCACAACGUCGCGUUGAACAAAUAAAUGCGAUUAAUAGACGCAAUGUUUCGCGACAAUUUGUUCCAUUGUUGCCAAGGCGUAGUGAUAAUAAUUCGGGCAGUAAUCAUAAUUCAAAUAGUGUUGAUAGUAAUCGUAUUCGUACAGUGUACAGUAGAUUUACUCCCUUAUUUCCGCGUCGUUGUCAACAAUCUGACAAUGGUCAGAAUUGUAAUGUGAAUCGAGUACGUCGACAGUUGUUUCCUCCGCGUGAUGAAGAACAUUUAAAUCAAGAACAAAGUGCAUCUACAAGUGUUAAUUUUGUUUACCGUCAAGAUCAAUCUCAAGAAAUAAUACCCACGAAUCAUCAACAGUUGUUUCCUCUUCAACAAGACGCACAUUUAAAUCAAGAGCCAAAUGCAUUGCCAAGUUUCAAUUUUGUUUACCGUCAAGAUCAAUCUCUUCAAGAAGACAUCUCCGCUGAUCAUCGACAACCUGAGCAACCUUUUCUUAACGACGAAAAUACUGUAAUGUCAAUUAAUGACAAUUAUCAGCCUUUUAUAUCAAACAUCAACAAUGACGAUAGAACUUUGUCGUGGCAAAAAAAUUUAAAUCUUUUAAAUAUUGAAUCAAGUGAAUCUGGCGAUUUGGGUGAAGAAAAUGAAUUUCAACGCUGUCCAAUUCCAAGGAAGCGAUUUAAAUUAAAUUUAGGCAGUGAUAAAAGAAGCGAAAAAACAACAAACGAAGCUGAAAAUGAAAAAAACACGCCAACAGAGAAAUUUGAAUUACCAAAAUCGUUAUCGACACAAAAAAAUUAUGCCAACGAACCACAACCGUCAACAAGUAAACAAGCUGAUGUACAAGAUGCAGUUUCAUUUAUAUCAAUGGUCACAAAGAAGUCAAUGAAGAAAACUACUGAUAAAAUACAGAAUACCCGUAAAAAGACUCCCAAAAAACAAUCAUUGAAAAACAAAAAAGAAACACCUCAAAAAGUCGAUAAAUCAUCAACAACAGCAGUAGACGACAACGACGAUGAUGAUGAUGAUGAUGAUGAUGAAGAUUUAAAACUUCAAACAAAAUUUACGAUAAAGACUGGUUUUUCUGAUUCUUUUUGUUGCUGUCCAGAACUUCGGGAUUUGGUAAUUAAUCAAGUGAAAGUGCUAUCGAGAAUGACUAUAUUGGUUACAAUUUUUAUAAACUUUGCACUUCGUCAUCCCACAAAUGAUUAUUUACGUAAAAUCUGGUCCGAACAAGGUCCCGAUUAUAAUUCAAUAUUUCCGUUGUUUAAAGAAAAUUCUACAGAACCAAGAACUGAUGCAAAAAAAGAAAUGCAUAAUAAAUUGAAAAAUGAAUUUAUUCCUCAGUUUAGUGAGUUCAUGGGUGGCAAAUUUGAAUUAUUUAAUUGCACAAAUCUCUCUUCUCAAAUACAGGAAAUGGCAAUUCAAUUAAAUGUCAAUUACUUGACAAAUCUUCAUUAUCAUGCCAGGAGUCGACUUGCUACGUUCUUCAAACAUGAAUUAUUUAAAAAAAACAAAUCUACAAUGAAAUUGAAUAAAAAGGAAACUACAGAACGCCAACAGGAGCGAACAAGAGUUUACCGUGAAAAAAAAUUAAUUCGUAGAUUACGUAACAAGAAAAAAAGGGAGAAGUGGGCAAAAAAAAAGAAAAAAAUAAAACAACUGUAUCGAGAAGAAAGAAGAGCAAGACGUGCUGAAUUAGAAAGGUUACAUCCCUAUGAGCCGCAUGUGGAAAAAUUAAUUUUUAGAAACGUUAAAAAAUUAAAACAAAAUCGCGAUAUAAUACAAAGACAAAUUGUUUAUGAUUUACCUCCAAAAGGCAAAAAUAGAGGUAAAAAAUAUCGAGAACGUUUAACAUUAAAAAAAAACAACAAAAACUGGGAAAAACCAUCACGUAAGAAUAAAUCAUCGAAGCCAUCGACAAAAAAAAGUAAAAUUAUUAAUUCUAAAGAGGCCACAAAAAAAGUGCAGGACAAUGAAGAGGAGGAAGAAUUGAAUCAUAGGAAAAUCAUUAAAACAAAACUUGACAAUCUUCUCAAAUACAAUGAAUGUGAUAAUGAAACUCUGAAGGCCUUGAAUUUGGAAAAUUUGGAUUUUCGAGAUCUUAAAAGAAGAAAGGAAUGUCACAAAUUUUUUAUAUUUUUUCAUCGUUUACAAGAUUAUUUUGCACGUGAAGGAAUCAAAAGUUUUAUUCUUGUACCAAUCAUGAGUCCUGGUCUAAAGUACAUUACGUACACGAAUACGGCGUUAAAACUGUUGGAAAAUGAAUUGAAAAAAGUAGCACCAGAUUAUACAUGUACUAAAAAAGCACCGGAAAAGUUUACCGUCAAUGAAAUUACAGCACAAGAACUCAUGCACAAAGACAUUAUUUCGCCAUUAAAAGAAAAAUCAAAGUUGCUGCAUGCUGAAAAAAUUGGUUUGGAAAGAAAUUUUCAAUAUUUGGAAAAAGCAAAUAAUCCAAAAAAUUCAGAAGAAUUGUCAAACAUAAAAAAUCAAAUAAAAGAAAUUACAAAAAAAUUGACUCCAAUCAAAAAGGAAAUACAAUUGGAGAACAAACGACAUCAAGACAUUAAAAAUCAACGACGUCCGGAGAAAAUUAAUGAAAAUGAUGAAAGAUGGAACAACAUGUUUGACAUAUCUAAAAUACAAGUCAACAAAGAGAAAUUGAAAUUUUCCAAAACAAUAAUGACGGAUGGUGUGGCUGUGUCUGUAAUUUAUAAUCUUGUUAAACCAAAAAAUAUAACAAAUUUUUCUCCUUUACAGCAACAAGAAUCGCGAGAUUUAACAAAAUAUGAAGUGUUCAAGGGUCUUGACCCAGGUUUGAAAUUUGGAUUUGCUGGAGUAGAAAGAAAAAUGAAUGAUAAUUUCGAUAUUAAAUGUAUAGAUAAACAUAUAAAAAUUUCUACAAAAUCUUACAGAUGGCAAACUCAGGAGAAUAAGAGACAAAGCAUUCUUUAUAAUGAGACAAAAAAUUAUAAAAAAUAUUAUCACGAUUUGCAAGUAAGUGAAAAAUAUCGUGACAAAGUAAAUCACAAAGAUCCUCAACAAAUUUUAAUAUCAACAGAAUAUUUAUUGACAGCGCUAAAACGAAACCAACCUUAUUUUGAAAAACGAAAAAUAGCGGCUUUGAAAUGGGACAAGUACAUGUCAGUACAACGUGAAACAGAUCUCUUAGCAAAUUACAUGGUUGGCGAUGUAAAGAGGAAACAACUGUUGGUGAUUGGAUCACCUGAAAUAUCACCAUGGAUGCGUGGCCACGUGCGGAUGCCGUUAAGAAAAGUUGUGAGGAGAUUAAUCGAAAAGCAAUCUAAAUAUCCAAAUUUACGAAUUGUUUUUAUCGAUGAACAUCGAACCACAAAACUUUGCAGCACUUGCAACGAAAACAUGGACAUUUUCAGAAACAGAACAGCUUAUUGUGCAUCAUGUAAAAUCUCAUGGAAUCGUGAUGUAAACGCGGGUAGAAACAUUUUAAAUUUGGGACUUGUGAAAUUGGGAAUAAUAAAUAAAGAACAAUUGCCAAAUUGGAGUGAUUUUCGAGCGUUAAAAAAUAUCCAAGAUUGGAAUGAAUAGGGGGAGAUUUGUCUUUCCAAUAGUCUUCUCACUAGAUGAGGGGUAAAGGGGUUAGUUUAAUACUGACUCUUUUUUACAUGUCCGUAAGGACGUAGGGAAAAGCGAGGCAAAGCCGCUAAUGUAACUCUAUUUUUUAUUUCAUUAUAUUUUCGCGCGGUUAUUUCAAUUGUUUUUCAAUUUGAAUAGAUGGUAAAGUAGAUAUUUUAAUGAAACAGUGGAGAAUCUAAUUCAAAAUGUGAGGUUAAAAAUACAAGUAAUGAUUAUUUUUUAUAAAAUAUCUCAAAUUCUUUUAAAAAAAUGUACUAAAUACUUAUGUUUCAAAGAUAUUCGGCCAUUUACUGCAAGUUCGUACAGUUUUAACGGCUACAAUUUUCUUCCUUUUAAAAAUAUAAGCAAAAACGUCGCUGCCCCGCCAUAAGGGGCAAAGCCGUUUUUUUGCAUCUUCUUGAAAAUAAUUAAAUUAAAUAAUCAUGCUUAUAAUAAAUUAAAGAAUUAUUAUUAAAAUUUGUUGUUAAUUAGUUUGAAAUUAAUUAGAAAAAAAAUCACGUAAAUUGAUGGUGUAAUAACGAAAAUAUUUAAAAAUAAACGUUACAUUAGCGUCUUUGCCCCGCUCUCCCCUAUACUCUAUCAUACACCUGCAUACAUAUUAUGAACUCUGAAGGUUAUCACCUUGUGUGAAAGAUUAUGACAUCCCAGAUUUCUAUCUUCCUCCCGCCCAUCUUCACGUCUCGUGUGUCAUUCAAAUAGCGAGUCACAAUUUUUUUUUAAAUUUAAUUUAUGAGGUUUUGAAUAAAAAUAAAAUGUUUAUUUUUCCUUCAUAUAUGAAAAAGAUACACUAUAGAUUAAUGCUCUUUCCGCAAUGUGAAAUUACUUUUGUUGGUGGAGGCGAAAAAAACAAGUAGCAAAGAAAUGGAAUUUCUUCUCCGUUGAAAUAUACCAAGUCGAGCCUCGCGGUACAUUGUGUGCAAAUUGAAUUUUAUACUUUAAUGAGAGAGGUUAGGUACAUUUGUAAAUACAUGAUUUUUUGCUCUUUUUAUUUUUUAUUUCAUGUUUUUCAUCUUCCACUUUGUUUACCUUUUUACAUAAAAUUUCCUCCAAAAAGAUUCCUUUCUAAAUCACUGUCUAAUAAAAUAUUUGUUUGCAAUUUUCGUAUCUCUUUAGUAUUUAGGGAUAUUUUUUAGAUAAUUGUAAAUUAUUAUUAUUUUAUGAGAAAUAUUGUCGCAAAAUUACUACCAGCUUCAAUUGUCUCACCAAUGGCAAGCUUGCCACGCAAGCUCAAGGCAAACUUACUGAGCAUGAAUAACUGUAAAGAAUAUAACAUUUUUAUAUUUUCAAACAAUCUAAAUUUUCAACAAGUUAGGUAGGUGCGUUGGUUGUAAUAUUAAGGUAAUAUUACGUGAUACUUGGGAUUAUAUAAUCGAUUUAAAAAUUUAAUUAAAUUUCCUAAAACUAAUUUCCAGAUUAAGUUUGCACUAAUUUUUUUAUAACUGAAGGUUUAAAACGAAUAAUAAUAAUAAUCGACAGUGCGCUCUGACUCACGCUCUAUAAUACAAGUCAAGUAAAAUGAAAUAUAAGAUGUUCUUCUUAUCAAAGUGAAAAAUCUAUUUUACAACAAAAUGAAAAAAGAUCCUUACUUACGAAAAAGAAGAGCUCUUGACAAAAUGAAUGCGCUUAAAUAAAAAAGACAUGAAGAAAUUUCUUUCUUUAAAAGUAGGUGACCUAUGAAAAUCAAAUUUUCAUAUAAAUGAAUAACGAUUGUAAAAAUAUAUUCAUUCUUUUGAACAACACUUAUUCUUUUUUUAUCAUAAGUCACGUUCUCCUUUUUUGUUAUUAAAAUAAUAAUUAAUAAAGAGAUCUUAACGUUAAAAUUUUCGUGCUUCAUCAACAAUUUAUCCAAUUUCCUCAAUAUCUCUCCUUCUCAUUUUGCAGAGAGUGGAAAGCGUUUGUCAUCGCAAAGCGGAAAGCGAAUCCAACCGCGCUCGCCCGUAAUAAUGAUAUCUCGUUUUGCGGGGCUGCUGUUGUAACGCAAAACCCUCGACGAGAUACUUGAAAAGUAGAACGGUCCAAUCGACCGCGAGGAAGGAAAGGAGAGAGCGCCUAUAUAUAAUACUGUGGCGUCGGACACAGCGACGACGACGACGACGACGACUGUGUGAGGAGAGUGAGUUUGGUUCGAAACAGGUCCGCAUUCAACAGGCCUCGAAUCGCUGACCCGGAUCCUCGAGGCCGAGACGUCCCGGCUUUUCACGAACCAAAUUAUCGGACCUCACCCCUUUCACUUCGAUCCUCUUUUCCCUACGUUAUCAGCAA